AUGACGGUCAACUAUUCCCUCGAUGUCUCAACAUCUUCCUUUUUUUGUCUCUACAGGUUGCUCUUUCGAUGGAGGGGAUCAGUUUGGAAAAGCGUUUGGACAGAGUUGGCGACAUGGCUGGCCGUCUAUUCGUGUCUUUCUUUCACAUACAGAAUGAUGCUCGACAAGGAACAAAGAGCUAUUUUCGAGGAUCUGUGCAUCUUUUUCUAUGCCUAUUCUGAUUACAUCCCAAUCACUUUCAUGUUGGGUUUCUAUGUGUCAACGGUGUUCACGCGUUGGUGGGACGUUUUCAUGAAUAUUGGAUGGGUGGAUAGCCCAAUGCUGCUUGUCUCUUGCCUGAUUCGAGGAGCCGAUGUGCGAGCGAGGAUCAUUCGUCGCAAUAUUAUGAGAUACCUCGUCCUCACCCAGGCCCUCGUCUUUCGUGACAUCUCUGCUUCAGUAAAAAAACGUUUCCCUACUGUUCAACAUCUUGUCACUGCCGGCCUAAUGACCGAAGCUGAAAUGAAAGUGUUCGAAGCGGUUGAAUCACCGCAUGCAAAAUAUUGGCAACCAAUGCACUGGGCUUUCUGCUUGUGUCGAUGUUCACGCGAGGAGGGACUCAUUUCGUCUGAUAUUUUGCUUAUGGACUUAUUAGAUAAAUUACGACAAUUCCGCGUGAACGUGAUGAAUUUGACGAUGUAUGACUGGGUGCCGGUGCCGUUAGUUUACACGCAGGUCGUUCACAUCGCCAUCCGCACCUAUUUCUUCUUGGCCAUUUUCGGGCGUCAAUACAUCGAUCUUUCAGCAAGAGAUCAAGCAGCUAUGCCAAAAACUAUCGAUAUCUACAUCCCAAUCAUGACCAUUCUCCAAUUUAUCUGCUUUGUCGGUUGGAUGAAAGUGGCUGAGGUGUUGCUGAAUCCGUUAGGCGAAGAUGAUGACGAUUUUGAGUGUAAUUGGAUCUUGGAUAGGAAUCUGCAGGUAGCCUUCUCUGUGGUCGACGACGCCUAUGGGAAAUUUCCGCCUGAUGCAAAGGAUCCAUGGUGGGAAACCUCUCAUCCCGAGCCACUUUACACAGCCGAAAGCGCUGCCCGACCACCAAACCCCCAAAUGGGAAGCUGCAAAUUUAUGCCAACCGAAGACGAUGAUUACAUGGUUCGCCCCCAUAUUCGCAUAAACGCAAACAACAAUGAGCCGAAAAUGAUGUGGGAUGAGUUGGAUGGAGACGAUAUUGUACCGAUUGAAAGGCGAAAUCAUCAAAAAAAUGAGAAUGAGAAUGGAUCGAUCGAUUAUUUGAAUCGAUUGUCAGAGAAGAAAUUGGGAGCACUGUCGAGAUUGAGACGGCAUUCAGGGUUGGGACCACAGUUGCCCAAACAGAGACGAGGCUCAAGCGCCUCAACAGCAACUCCGCGAAAGAAACGAUCGAUGAGCAGCAUGUUUAUGAAUGAUUGGGCGACCACUGGGAAACAGCCACCACCAAGCAGUCGUCACUCAUCUUUUUCUUCACUAAACUGUCAUGAUGGAUUAACGAUUUCUCCAUCGAUUCCAAAUGGACAUUUGCCUAGUCCAGAUCUUGGAUAUAAUGAAGAAAGACCAAGAAGCCCAAAUGCUUGGAUGAUUGACGAGAAUCGAAUGCCGGUGAUUACAGAGGAAGAGAUGAGGAGAAGAGAUUCGAGGAGUUCGUAUCCAGAUAUUCAGUGUAGACGAUGGUGGAGUGCCCAUCCCUUUUUGCUCAUCCCCGUCCAGACUCGUGCUCGUCGUGUGCUUGCGGUGACGAUUGCAGGGGUAACUGGAAAA
Mesorhabditis belari is the source of this 1773-nucleotide messenger RNA. The record is from the annotation of a GenBank genome assembly. Lineage: Eukaryota; Metazoa; Nematoda; Chromadorea; Rhabditida; Rhabditidae.